AUGAAUACAAUUAAAUAUUUAUUAUUAAUAAUUUUAAUAAUAAAUUUAUUAAUAGUAAUUUCAGUAAAUGGUAAUCAACUACAAUCACAAAUUAAUCAAUUUAGUUAUUCAAAUGUUACAAUACCAAGUGAAAAUUCGGAUGAUCCAUGUUCAUUUUGUACAGUAGGAAAUGAAAAUAAUUAUUAUUGUCCAUCACAAAAAACAUGUAUUACCGAUUUAAAUAGUGGUAAUAGUAGUUGGCCAACUUGUAAAGGUGGUUAUUGUAAUUCCGAUUCAUGUCAAUGUUAUGCUCAAUGUAUGAAUACAAUUUGGCCAUGUAGUAAUACUGUCGUUGGUGAUUUAAUGUUAAUGGCUGCUUAUGGUGUAUUAUUAGCAUUUGGUGCUAAAUUCAUUAGUGAUGGUAGUGAAGGUUUAAUGGAAAUUUUAGAUCCAGGUUUAAUUGGUGGUUUAGUUUUACCAAUUCUUUCAGCAUUACCAGAUGCAAUUAUUAUUGUAGUUGCAGGUGCAUUUGGUAGUAAUCCACAAGCACAAUUAAGUAUUGGUAUUGGUACAUUAGCAGGUUCAACAAUUAUGUUGAUGACAAUUCCAUGGUCAUUAAGUUUAAUACUUUCAAGAUGUGAUAUUAGAGGUGGACAAUCAGUUGAUGGCACAUUAACCAAUAAGUUUAGUUUAACAAAAACUGGUACAACAGUUGAUGAUGAUACACCAACCAAUGCAAAAGUUAUGAUUUUGACAAGUAUUAGUUAUUUAAUUGUUCAAGGUGUUGCAUUUGCAUACCUUAAAGAUCCAGAUAGUGGUAAAUCUGUUGAAAAAUGGUUUGCAUUGGUUGGAUUUAUUGUGUGUUUUAGUUUGAUGGCUGCAUAUUGCACCUAUCAAGUAAUUUCACCAAAAUUACAAGAGAAAAAAAUGACAGAAGCAAAGAGAAGUUAUCUUCAAAAACGUAUCAUUCAUCAUUUCAUUCAUAAUUUAACAAUAAAAAGAAAUUUAUUCCAAAAGGGUGAUAAUACUCAAUCGCAAUUAAUUACUUCUGAUCAGAAUGGUAAUGGUGAAAAUUCACCAUUAAUUUCAAAUGAACAUAAGAAAUUACCAGUUGAUAUUAAAGCAAUGGGUUUAAAAUGGAAAAAGAAUGCUCAUGAACAAGCUAUUCAACAUCAACAACAAGGUAGUAGUAAUGGUGAAACUUCAAUUCAAGUUGACGAAAAUGAUGAAAAAGAAGAAAAAGAAGAAGGUCCAAUUAACAAGAAAAAGAUUGCAUUACAAUCUGCUGGUUAUUUAUUACUAGGUACUGCAAUGGCAUCAAUUUUCUCUGAUCCAAUGGUUGAUGUUAUCACUAGUUUUGGUGAAAAAUUAGAUAUUGGUUUAUUCUAUAUCUCAUUUAUAAUUACACCAUUUUGUUCAAAUGCAUCAGAAUUAAUCUCUUCUUUAAUUUUCUCUUCAAAGAAAAAGAAAGCAAAUUCAUCACUAUGUUAUUCAGCUUUAUAUGGUAGUGCAACUAUGAAUUCUACACUUUGUCUUGGUAUUUUCUUUGCUUUAGUAUUCUUUAGAAAUUUGACAUGGGAAUUCUCUGCUGAAGUUGUUUCCAUCUUAUUUGUUGUAGUUUCCGUUGGUCUUAUAGGUUCAACUCAAAAAACUAUGAAAACUUAUUUAGCACCAAUUGUAUUAUCUUUAUAUCCAUUAUCUUUAUUAUUAGUUUUCUUAUUAGAAAAGUUUGCAAAUUGGCAAUAA
This is a messenger RNA of Dictyostelium discoideum AX4, 1725 nucleotides long. RefSeq lists its product as hypothetical. Gene Ontology annotation, cellular component: membrane; vacuolar membrane; endomembrane system. The coding region runs from base 1 to 1725 and encodes 574 amino acids. The record is from RefSeq and is a predicted model, not a curated record. NCBI's taxonomy places the organism in Eukaryota, Evosea, Eumycetozoa, Dictyosteliales, Dictyosteliaceae. Gene Ontology annotation, molecular function: calcium:proton antiporter activity; monoatomic cation transmembrane transporter activity. The transcript is spliced from 2 exons. Gene Ontology annotation, biological process: proton transmembrane transport; transmembrane transport; monoatomic cation transport.